CUAAUAUAAUUAUGUUUUUGCUUUAAACUUUUCAGAAAGAUGAAGGUUUUUGUGUUUAUGUUUAUGGCCAUUAUGCUGUUUGGUUGUGUUGCUGGCAAAGAAUGCAUGAACAAUCUUCCUCAAUCACAUACAUUUCGGUACGAGCUGUGGGCAUCAAAGAAUGAAACAUGGAAGAAAGAAGUGAUGUCUCACUAUCAUUUGACACCAACUGAUGAAUCGGCUUGGGCAGAUUUGCUUCCAAGGAAGCUUUUAUCGGAAGAAAACCAACGUGACUGGGCUGCUAAGUAUAGGGAAAUGAAGAAUGCCGAUCUGUCUAAGCCACCAGUUGGAUUUCUCAAAGAAGUUCCUCUUGGGGAUGUGAGAUUGCUUGAAGGUUCUAUCCAUGCUCAAGCACAGAAGACUAAUUUGGAGUAUUUGUUAAUGUUGGAUGUUGAUAGCUUGAUUUGGAGUUUCAGAAAGACGGCUGGUUUACCGACUCCUGGUACACCGUAUGGAGGAUGGGAGGAUCCUAGCAUAGAACUCAGAGGCCAUUUUGUUGGGCAUUACUUGAGUGCAUCAGCUCUAAUGUGGGCCAGCACAAAGAAUGAUAACCUGAACGAGAAAAUGUCGGCUCUUGUUUCCGGUUUGUCCGCCUGUCAGGAAAAAAUUGGAACGGGAUAUCUGUCUGCUUUUCCAACCGAGCUUUUUGAUCGAGUAGAAGCUCUUCAAUAUGCAUGGGCUCCUUAUUAUACCAUUCACAAGAUCUUGGCUGGCCUGUUGGAUCAAUAUACAAUUGGUGGAAACCCUCAAGCUCUGAAAAUGGUUACGUGGAUGGUUGAUUACUUUUACAACAGAGUCAUGAAUGUAAUACAGAAGCUCACUGUAAAUGGACAUUAUCAAUCCCUGAAUGAGGAAGCUGGAGGAAUGAAUGAUGUCCUUUACAGAUUAUAUAGCAUAACGAGGGAUUCAAAGCAUCUGGUGUUGGCGCACCUUUUUGACAAGCCUUGCUUUUUAGGGGUGCUUGCAGUACAGGCUAAUGACAUAGCUAAUUUUCAUGCCAAUACGCAUAUCCCAAUUGUUGUUGGAUCUCAAUUGCGGUAUGAAGUCACAGGUGAUCCACUUUAUAAGGAUAUUGGGGCAUUCUUUAUGGACAUUGUAAACUCAUCUCACACCUAUGCAACAGGAGGAACAUCAGUCCGUGAGUUCUGGAAUGACCCAAAGAGAAUAGCUGACAACUUAAAAUCAACAGAGAAUGAAGAAUCAUGCACAACUUACAAUAUGUUGAAGGUUUCGCGGCACCUGUUUAGAUGGACGAAAGAAGUCUCGUACGCAGAUUAUUAUGAACGUGCCUUAACGAAUGGUGUACUCAGUAUUCAAAGAGGAACAGAUCCUGGAGUGAUGAUUUAUAUGCUUCCUCUAGGUCUUGGUGUUUCCAAAGCUAAAACUGACAAGGGUUGGGGAAAUCCAUUUAACACUUUCUGGUGCUGCUACGGAACAGGAAUUGAAUCAUUCUCAAAGCUGGGAGAUUCUAUAUAUUUUGAAGAAGAAGGGCAUAAUCCUAGUCUAUACAUCAUUCAGUAUAUAUCAAGCUCAUUUAAUUGGAAAUCUGGGAAAAUUUUGCUCACUCAGACAGUUGUUCCGGCUGCUUCAUCGGACCCUUACCUACGAGUGACAUUUACCUUUUCUCCUAAUGAGACAACUGGGACUUCGUCAACAUUGAACUUUCGUGUACCAUCUUGGAGUCACGCAGAUGGUGCCAAGGCGAUAUUGAAUUCUGAAACUUUAUCUCUUCCAGCUCCAGGGAAUUUUUUGCCAAUCACACGACCGUGGAAUGCCGGUGACAAUCUGACCCUUCAGUUGCCUCUUACCAUCAGAACAGAAGCCGUAAAAGAUGACAGACCUGAAUUUGCAUCACUUCAAGCCAUUCUUUACGGACCAUAUCUUCUCGCCGGUCACACCACCAGCAUUUGGGACAUUAAAGGCGUUACUAACAAAGCUGUUGCAGACUGGAUUACUCCAAUUCCAUCCAAUUACAGUAGUCAACUAGUUUCUUAUUCACAAGACAUCAACAAAUCAACUCUUGUUAUAACAAACUCAAAACAAUCACUUACGAUGGAAAUAUUACCCGGACCUGGCACUGAAAAUGCUCCUCAUGCUACCUUUAGACUUAUCCCAAAAGACGCUGAUGGUAAAACUGUGAUGUUAGAACCAUUUGAUCUUCCUGGAAUGACUGUAAGUCACCAAGGACCGGAGAAACCUCUUAUCAUUGUAGAUUCUUCCCAUGGGGGGCCUUCAUCGGUUUUUCUUGUGGUACCAGGAUUGGAUGGACGAAAUCAAACAAUAUCUUUAGAAUCACAAAGCAAUAAAGAUUGUUACGUGCAUAGCGAUAUGAGUGCUGGUUCAGGAGUUAAGCUAAGGUGCAAGACUGCUUCUGAAGCUAGUUUUAACCAAGCAACUAGUUUUGUUUCCGGCAAAGGAUUAAGGCAAUACCAUCCUAUCAGCUUUGUUGCUAAAGGUGCAAACCAGAAUUUUCUUUUAGACCCAUUGUUCAACUUUAGGGAUGAGCAUUAUACAGUUUAUUUCAAUAUUCAAGAUUGAUACAAGUUUCUUAUCCUACUGGUUUGAAAUAAACUUUUAUAUAUAAGUUUCUGGUUCAGUGGAAUGUAAAGGGAUUAAUUAAUGAAUUAUUUUAA
Messenger RNA from Medicago truncatula (barrel medic), 2672 nucleotides. RefSeq lists its product as uncharacterized. Bases 40 to 2577 code for a protein of 845 amino acids. The record is from RefSeq and is a predicted model, not a curated record. The transcript has 12 exons. Lineage: Eukaryota; Viridiplantae; Streptophyta; Magnoliopsida; Fabales; Fabaceae. Gene Ontology annotation, biological process: L-arabinose metabolic process. Gene Ontology annotation, molecular function: alpha-L-arabinofuranosidase activity.